UAUGGAACAUCUGCGAUGCCGAUUGCGUUUGCGUUUGCCGCAGACUUGAAUCUUGUGAGAAAUCCUCAAGAGAGGCACGUGAAGCUUGACAGUUCACAAGUGAAAGGUUUCAUCGAUUCACCAUUGCUCAAUCUAUCAACUUCAAGAGCUUGCGCAUGUUCUUCGAUUCAAUGUUAAAGUGAAAUUUAUCGGUGAAAUCUUUGAGAGCCCUAGUUUCUGCUCGACCACAAGGCAAGCGGAGUAUUCAUCCGCGAAGGUUUCGCUCAAUGCGCUAGUAAAUCGGGGAUCAUCUCACUCUUUGGCUGCUAGAAGAUUCUGUCAAAACUAAAGCCCAUUCAAAGUUCAAGGGGCUAAUUUGCAUAGAAGGGAGAAAUUGAAGGGGCCUCCUGUAAAAUUGUUUUGAAUUAAACAGACGGUGUCGUUUUGACGCCACCUGCUUAAUUAACAAUCCCAAGCAUAACCUGAUAAAGUUAUCUCCUUUCUCGAAGCUUCGAUCCGACAACGCGCACACAGGAGGGACGGUUGAUUGAUCCAACGGCUACAACACAAAUUAAAAAAAAGGUUUCAACUUUACGAAGGGGUAACUAACGAAGGCUCUAGCUAUUUUAGGCGCGAGAAUUUUCUUUGGGUACGGCUGGAAGAACUCUAUUUCGUCACUGGAUAAUCUCAUUGAUUCAGGAUGAGACUAGGGUUGAUAACAAUUUCUUGCAAGAUAUUUUACAAAGAGUGGGAUCAUUUUUACCAGCUUAUACAACUUUUCGGUCUGGACUUGGACAUAUGCCAGUCUUCACUUGUAUUGUGGAAUUGGCUGGAGUCAGAUUUACUGGGCAACCAGCAAAGAACAAGAAACUAGCUGAAAAGAAUGCAUCUAUUACAGCAUGAACAUCUUUGAAACAGUUACCACAACAAUCUGAGUACAUGUCGGGAAGGGUUAAUAGGGAUGAACAUGAGCAUGUUUCUGUAGCACGAGCUCUUAAUAUUUUUGUUCACAAUGCAAGAAUGGCACAUUUACAAUUUCCAGUAAUCUUCCCUCCUCAGAACCCUAAACCACCCAGCACUCAAGCAAUUCCUACUAGAACAUCAAAAUUCCUUCCAUUAAUAUGCCCCAACUCCUCCAACAACAAUAACCAGAAAAAACCCAUCUUUCGUCGCCCAACAAGCUUUCCCAAAACCCAACAACUGUUAAUGAAAAACCAAAGGAACCAACAAUCUCGGAAUUUCUCGGUCAUUGGAACAGCACCUUAUAUACCUUUCCGACUCAGAACCACCUGUCGCAGUAAGGAACACAAUACCAGUUCAUUCUCCACCAUCAAAGCUGAGAUGGACUCUAGCUACUGCUGCAGCUACUCCACCCGCUUGUUUAAGGAAGUUAGCUCCUGUGUGCUGCUCCACCUGUUAAGGUAGAGCAGCAUCGCCCUGUUUCUAAUGGAGAACGCAAGAUUGGUAAUGAUGAAGGUAAGAAGAAGGAAACAGUUGCUGCGGCACAGAAAUUGCAGGAAAUGAAGAUCUGAGGAUGAGACUGGGAUUUAUAAGAAUUUCUUGCAAGAUUUUCUCAAAGAGUGGAUCAUUUUUACCACCUUAUACAAUUUUCCACUCUGGCUUGGACCUAUGCUUGUCUUCACUUGUGUUGUGGAAUUGGCUGGAAUCAGAUUUACUGGGCAACUAGCAAAGAACUAGACACAUGCUGAAAUAAUGCAGCUAUGACAACAUGGAUAUCUUUGAAACAGUGAUUUGGAAAACUGCAGUGGGGACAAGGCUCCUGGACCGGAUGGUUUCUCCAUGGAGCUCGGUAAAAAAACUUGGUCUUUACUUAAGGACGAGAUAAGGAAGGCUAUGAACCAUCGUAAUGAGAAUGGAACCUUCGAGAGGAGCUGGAACUCCACUCAUAUCUUUUGAUUCGAAAACGCUUGGGGGGUAGAAUAUAAAAAACUUCAGGCCCAUCAGCCUCAUUUUUUUCUCAAUGUACAAGAUUGUUGCCGAGUGUUUGGCCAAUAAACUAAGAAGGAUGUUGCUGACGAUCAUCUCUGAAAGUCCAAUGGUCUUCAUCAAAGGCAGACAAAUUUAUGAUGUGUCUCUCAUGGCUAAUGACUCAACCAUUGGAAACAACGAAGAUAACGCCUUCGUUAAGCUCGAUUUCUAGAAGGCAUACAACCACAAGGAGUUUCUCUUAAACACCAUGAGACACAUGGGUAGGGGCGAUGGAUGAAUAUAAUGAAUUAGGUUUUACAUUUCGACUGCUAGAUUUUUAGUUAUCAUAAAUGGUGAAGCAACGGGGUUCUUCGAAAGUUCGAGUGGUUUAGCGCAGGGUGAUCCUCUCUCUUUCCCCUUUCCUAUUUGUCAUCGUGAUGGAGGCUUUCUCAGAGUAUACUAACGAAAGUUGAAAGGGAUGGAUACAUCCAGGGGAUCAAUUGCGGUAGGUCAAACCGAUUUGUCAGAAUAACUCACCUCCUGUUUUCUAUGUUGAUGAUACCCUUUGCAUGAUGGCUGCAAAAGGGGUUGCUCGAGAAAUUGAGGGAAAUCCUAAAUCGCUUUGAGGCAUGUUCGGGCUUGAAAGUUAAGAAUGAUAUAUGUGAGAUCAUGCCUCGGGGACGACACAUAGGUUAGUCUUAUUAAUGUUCUGGGUUUCAACAAAAGAAUCAAUUUUAUCAAUGUACCUCGGUCCACCUUUGGUUGCGACGUCAAGAAGUAACGAGAUAUGAAACUCGAUCAUCACUAAAAUGGAAUAUAAAGUAGCAAUGUGGAAGAGCAAAAUGUUAUCCAAGGAGCAGACCGAUUCUCAUUAAGAACUGCUUAACAUCAAUACCAACUUAUACAUCUAAUUAAGAACUGCUUAACAUCAAACAAACUUAUAGGAUGUUCUUAUUAUUAACUUCACAAGAAAUUUCCUGUGGGGAUCAACUGAUUAACACUUCACCCACCUUGUUAGAAAAGUUGGGUUAAGAAAAGCUUAAGGGAGGACUUGGUAUCAGAGAUACCUCGUCUUUCAACAAAGCUCUAAUGUCAAAGUGGUGCUAGAGAUACUUCGACAAGAAGGAUAGCCUUUGGUCAAACUGGUCCAGUUAUGGAAAGGGAUUAGUAACAAUUAAUAUCUUAGUGAGAAUUCAAAAUUCAUUUGGGAACAAGUCAAACCAUUAGCUUAUAAAAAAACACUUGGUGUUUGUGUUUACCGCUUCGCAAAGGACUUUCCUAGGCUUCUGAAAUCAACAAUUUACCUACAAGCUCCAGUCAGAGACAUGUUUGAUCAAGAGGGUGAUGUGUUUAAAAUCAACAUUUGGCAUACACUCGACAUAGAGGAGAAUGAGAUGUUGGAUAAGCUUCAAGAAUGAUUAAAUGGGACAGGAUUGAGCUUCAAUAUGGUUGACGAGUUGGUGUGGAAAGACUUGGAGCCUUACAGUGUGAAACUAUGCUAUGAUUCGACGACUCAGACAAAUGAGGAACCUUACUAGGUGACACAGCUUGGCAUAAAAGAACGUCCUUAAAAUGUUGUUUUUUGGAUGUACUCUUAAUGGAAGUAUCCUUACUGAUGACAGACAGACAUCACACAAUAGGGAUCAUCAUAGUAAGUAAAUUCCAUCUAUGCGGCGAGAUGGCUCCACAUAUUCUACUUCAUUACUGUUGUGUCAGGCCUAUUUGAAGUCUGUUGCGGGAGUAUCAUGAAGAUUGAGUGGUCAUGCCAACGACUAACAAUGAAUUUUUGAUCAUUUGGGUGGAUCUUUGUAAGAGCAUUGGCCUCAAUAAGAAGUGAUUCCCAUACUGCUCAUCAUGGAUUGUCUAGCUUGAAAGAAACCGAAGGAUAUUUGAUAACAAGAGUCAGCCGAAUAGUAUAAUCAAGACUCAUCAACUGACCACGUUAGUUGAAAUUCGUAAUGGUACCAAGCUGAUCUGAGCCAUUCCUCAUCUAAUCAAUCUAUCAGCAAUUGGUCUGAAAGGCGGCGUGGAGAGAGAGAGAGAUAGAGCAGAGAGAUGUUCAAAAAUCAACUUCAAGAGCUGGCGCAGCGGAGCUGCUUCAACCUACCUUCCUAUACAUGUUUUAGGGAAGGUCCCGAUCAUGCUCCUCGAUUCAAGGUCAAAGUGAACUUUAACGGUGAGACCUUUGAGAGCCCUAGUUUCUGUUCGACCAUAAGGCAAGCGGAGUAUUCAGCAGCGGAGGUGGCGCUUGAUGCGCUAGUAAAUCGGGGACCAUCUCACUCGUUGGCUGCUAGGAUUCUGGAUGAGACUGGGGUUUAUAAGAAUCUCUUGCAAGACAUUUCACAAAGAGUUGGAUCAUUGUUCCCAACUUAUACAACUUUCCGCUCUGGGCUUGGGCAUAUGCCAGUCUUCACCAGUGUUGUGGAAUUGGCUGGAGUCAGAUUUACUGGGAAACCAGCAAAGAACAAGAAACAAGCUGAAAAGAAUGCAGCUAUGACAGCAUGGACCUCUUUGAAACAGUUAAUACCACAACAGUCUGAGCACAUGUCGGGAAGGGCUAAUAGGGAUGAACCGGAGCAUGUUUCCGUUGCACGAGCUCUUAAUACUUUUGUUCAUAAGGCAAGAAUGUCUCGUGUACAAUUUCCAAUAAUCUUCCCUCAGAAUCAUAAACCACCCAGCACUCAGGAAAAUUCUACUAGAACAUCGAGAAUCCUUCCAUUAAUCUUCUCCAACGACAAUAACCAGGAAAAACCCAUCACUCGCCGCCAAGCAAGCUUUCCCCAAACCCAACAACUGUCAAUGGGAAACCAAGGGAAUCAGCAAUCUCAGAAUUUCCCUGUCAUUGGAACAGCACCUUAUAGGCCUUUCCGACUCCGAACCACCACUCAGCAUGGAAUUGCACCACCUGUCGCAGUAAGGAACACAGUACCAGUUUAUUCUCCACCAUCAAAGCUGAGAUGGACUCCAGCUACUGCUGCUACUUCUUCGGCUAGCCCACCUGCUUGUUUCAGGAAGUUGGCUCCUGUGUUUGCUGCUCCACCUGUUAAGAUAGAGCAGUACUGCCCCGUUUCUAAUGGAGAAUGCAAGAUUGGUAAUGAUGAAGGUAAGAAGAAGGAAACUGGUGAUGUGGCACAGAAAUUGCAGGAAAUGAAGAUUUAAGGUAAGUCAAUAUUUAUAUGGGUGAGAAGAGAAGUACGAUGAACUUAAGCUUUUGAAUAAAGGCAUUUGAAUGUUAUGUGUUAAGUCCUUGUUUUAAAACUUUAUUUGAAAACCACCUCUUGGUUUUGGCUGGGCCUGUCGAAGGCUUGUGUGUGUAUUCAGAGACCAUUCUUAACUGAUGAACGCAAGGUUUAGACUUUUGAUGUUGGAAAAGCUGCUCUUCCUCCCUAUAUGAACAAAUGAAUUCAUGUUUUGAAAUUGCUUCUCUUUACAA
Molecule: messenger RNA, 5341 nt
Organism: Impatiens glandulifera
Lineage: Eukaryota; Viridiplantae; Streptophyta; Magnoliopsida; Ericales; Balsaminaceae
Product: double-stranded RNA-binding protein 2-like
Exons: 9
Coding region: 3964-5067 (367 amino acids)
Molecular function (GO): double-stranded RNA binding
Source: RefSeq, a predicted model, not a curated record